Durio zibethinus is the source of this 3855-nucleotide messenger RNA. RefSeq names its product RNAse E/G-like protein (gene RNEE/G). Gene Ontology annotation, cellular component: cytoplasm. NCBI's taxonomy places the organism in Eukaryota, Viridiplantae, Streptophyta, Magnoliopsida, Malvales, Malvaceae. The record is from RefSeq and is a predicted model, not a curated record. Gene Ontology annotation, biological process: rRNA processing. Gene Ontology annotation, molecular function: RNA binding; RNA nuclease activity; starch binding.
AAAAAUAAAAAAUAAAAAAAAAAGCUUAACUUUUCUAGAAUCAGAUGUGGAAAAUGAAAAGACGUGUCAUAGUAGGCGUCAAGACAAGGAGAAAGAACCGGUGUAUAUCUGCCGUUAGCACAAGAUGAACCCAUUUAUCCAUCUAUCAUCCACUCCAAUGCUUUUACCCUCUUCCCAAGCUCCAAGCAGUGAACCUCCACACUCUCUCAAAUGACGAAACUGACCAUAUCAUCUCCUCAAAUUUACCAACCUUGGAGCUUCGCCACGCCCUUCUUCACUGAGCUUCAGCACUCCACUUUCAUGGAUGUCUUAAAAGUUUGCCCUAGGCCUUGCGGUCUCUUCUCUUCACGAACAUCCUCUUGUCUGUUUCGUUCCUUUCAGUUGUUAUCACCGUUUUCAGGCCAUCACAUUCCCCUCAGGAAUAUGUUCAGAUUUACUCUUUGUGCUGGAAAUCAUAGUUCUCUGGCAAGAUCCCCAAUAAUGUCUAUGAAAAAAGGUGUGUCGACUGCCACUUUUGAAGGAUCAUGUGAGGUAGUUUGGACUGUUGAAGCAGAUUUGACAGAAGGCCAACUUCUCUACAUUAGUGGGGAAUCUGUUGCCUUAGGCUGUUGGGAACCAGAGAUGGCAAUCUUAAUGUCUCCUACCAAAAGUGCAAACAUAUGGAGGGCUGAAGUUAAGAUAGCCUGUGGUGUAAAUUUCAAGUAUAAUUAUUUCAUAAAAGGAGAAAUGCCGCCUUUAUCUGACAUCACUUGGAGACCUGGACCACAAUUUUCUUUGUCAGUUCCUCCACCUGAGAAGAAAGAAAGAAAAAUUGUGGUGAGAGAUUUAUGGAUGAGAUCUAAAACUGAAACAUGUCCACCUCAUGCAUGGGGGUCAUGGAUUGAGGAAAUUCCUAUUCCUAUAAAACCUUCAGUCUCAGUUCAAGCUAAAGAUGAAGAUAAGUUUAUGAAACAUCGUGAAAGUGAUCCAAACAAGUUAGAGCCAUUCUUGAAUGACCUUACAGCAGAUAAUGAAAUAGAACCAAGUCAUGUGGUUGCGAUUAGUGAUGCAGAGGAAGGAUUAUAUUCUAAUACACUUCUUUCCGAAAGAGACCAGCCUCUUGAGGAACCUUGGUUUAUUCAUUCACCUCUAUUCUUUCUCACAUAUGGCGAUGAUAUGGAGGCCGAUUUGUCAAAAAUUAACGACACCGUCAAAGAUGAGAUAACCAGGUUGGAGGCAAAUAAUCAGCAUGACCAAAUUACAGCGAAAUUCUUGCCUGAAGAAAGCAGUCCUGUAAUUUCCAAGAAGGACUCUGUAUCUAUUGUUAUAUUGAUUAAUUCUUCGAUAUGUACCAUGCAAAGGAUUGCUGUACUGGAAGAUGGAAAAUUGGUUGAGUUGUUACUUGAACCAGUUAAAAGCCAUGUGCAGUGUGAUAGUGUAUAUUUAGGAGUAGUUUCAAAAUUUGUUCCCCAUAUGGGUGGUGCAUUUGUUAAUAUUGGAAGCUCCCGACAUUCUCUUAUGGACAUAAACCACAACAGGGAACCAUUCAUAUUUCCUCCAUUUCGUCAGAGGACAAAGAAACAAACUAAAGGUUUAGUUUCUGGAGCCCCUGGUGAGCAUUCAGCUACAAAUGAAAUUGAACCUUCUUCGGAAGAUGUAGAGGAUGCAGAAGAUGAUGACUCUGAGGAUGAUGAGGUGCAAGUUAUGCAUCAUAACUAUGGGGAUUUUGAUGUUUUAGAAGUUCUUAAGGAGAGUGUGAAUGGUAGUGUAGUUGAUUAUGAUGAGCCAAAUGCUGGUUUUGAGGAUUUGUUAGACGGAGAAUACCACCUAAGAGAAGGAAGUCUUCUUGGUUCCUCUUCUUUAGAAAUAUCUAAUGGCUCUUCAGGGUCACAUUCCCAAGAUGUAGAGGACGUAGAGGAUGCUGAUGAAAAAAAGUGGGACCAUGUCCGAAAGGGCACCAAAAUAAUUGUGCAAGUUGUGAAAGAAGGAUUGGGUACAAAAGGUCCAACAUUGACUGCUUACCCAAAAUUAAGAAGCAGGUUCUGGAUAUUACUCACUCGUUGCGACAGAAUUGGAGUCUCAAAAAAGAUCACUGGUGUUGAGCGUACACGUCUGAGAGUCAUAGCAAAAACUUUGCAGCCUCAGGGCUUUGGUCUAACUGUAAGGACUGUUGCUAUCGGACAUUCAUUGGAGGAGCUCCAGAAGGACUUGGCAGGUUUGCUUUCAACUUGGAAAAAUAUAGUAGAACAUGCUAAAUCUGCAGCUCUUGCAGCAGAUGAAGGUGUAGAAGGGGCAACACCUGUUUUGCUGCAUAGAGCAAUGGGUCAAACACUCUCAGUUGUCCAGGAUUAUUUUAAUGAUAAGGUUAACAAAAUGGUAGUUGACUCGCCAAGAACAUAUCAUGAGGUUACCAACUAUCUUCAGGAUAUAGCUCCUGAUCUUUGCGAUCGAGUAGAGUUAUAUGAUAAAAGAAUUCCCCUUUUUGAUGAAUUCAACAUUGAGGAAGAGAUCAAUAAUAUACUUAGCAAAAGGGUUCCACUCCCUAAUGGAGGUUCCCUGGUGAUUGAACAAACGGAGGCCUUAGUCUCCAUUGAUGUGAAUGGAGGACAUGGGAUGUUUGGUUAUGGAACAUCACAGGAAAAAGCCACUUUAGAUGUCAACCUUUCAGCUGUAAAACAAAUUGCAAGGGAGUUACGGCUUAGGGAUAUUGGUGGCAUUAUUGUAGUUGAUUUCAUUGAUAUGGAAGAUGACUCAAAUAAGAGACUAGUAUAUCAAGAAGUUAAGAAAGCAGUUGAGAGAGACCGAUCAAUGGUGAAAGUCUCUGAAUUGUCAAAACAUGGUAUCAUGGAAAUAACAAGAAAGAGGGUUCGGCCUAGCGUGACAUUUAUGAUUAGUGAACCAUGCAGUUGCUGCCAUGGUACUGGGAGGGUUGAAGCUCUAGAAACCUCCUUCUCAAAAAUUGAACAAGAAAUUUGUCGAUUACUUGCAGUGAUGAAACAGAAGGCAAACCCGGAAAACCCAAAAUCUUGGCCAAGAUUUGUAUUGAGGGUUGACCAACACAUGUGUAAUUACUUAACUUCAGGGAAAAGGACAAGACUUACAAUCUUGAGCAGUUCCCUGAAAGUUUGGAUUCUUUUGAAGGUUGCUAGAGGUUUCACCCGGGGAGCAUUUGAGUUGAAACCAUUUACAGAUGAGACAGCAGACAAAAAUCAGCAUCAAGUUGCUAUUUCAAUGUUACGAAGAGCAGAAGGUGGAACUAGCAAAUCUGGCAAGAAACUGACUCUUGUUCCUGUUGAAAGGGCCAAAGCUAAUAGGAAAUAAGAGAGAGGGAUUUGUUUUCUAUAUAUUGGGCUUCCUCCCCUGGGUCUUAUAUGCAGAAGAGGAAAAGGAUCAGGGGAAAAACAAAGAGGUUACCAGGAAGAGGUGGUUUAGCAUUAAGUUGUUUUUCCAGGGCUUUCUAGCUGUUCAUGCCAGUCAAGGCGGGCUAGGUCCUACUACAUUUUUUUUUUCCAUUCAUUUUGUGUCUAGUUACUUUGCUUGGCAAGCGAAUUUUGAUCCUGAGGACAUCUUUCUUGACAGCAAUGUUCAAUGGUAUCAGUUUGAAAAGGUAGUUAAAUUUUCACCCUCAAAUGUAAUGUAAGGUCCAGGUGCUAUGCGUUGUAGUGGUCUACUAUCAUUUGCUGAGAAUUAAAGUUUUAUAUUUAUAAAGUUUAAAUCAGUUUAGAGUCCUCUACUAAAUCAACCAUUUCAAUUCUAGUUUAAGAAUGCACAAGGUAGAACAGCCCUGGUUCAAAUUUUGGUCUUAGAUUUAGCUCAAAUGGUUCGCCGAUCUCCAUUAAGAAGUGAAUUCCCACAAAGCUAAAAUUUAAUUUUCGG